AGAAGGAGGAGGAACAGAGCGGCGAGGAAGUAGCUAAACCAGAAAUAACUAAUAAGACAUUCACUCUGAGACGGGCGGCCAGCCGGCCCGGACGAAUGCGCUGUUACAGCGCUGGAUUUCGGUGACCGGAAAGCACAACUCGGGGACCGCUAGGGAGGGCCCCGACCGAGGAAGACCGCCGAAAGGCGGUCACCAAAUCAAGCAUGGAGCAGUUCGAGCAGCUGCUAACCUGCGCAAUAUGCCUGGAUCGAUACAGAAAUCCAAAGCUCUUGCCAUGUCAACACAGCUUUUGCAUGGAACCGUGCAUGGACGGCCUUGUCGACUAUGUUCGUCGACAGGUCAAAUGUCCGGAAUGCCGUGCCGAACAUCGUAUACCAUAUCAGGGCGUGCAAGCCUUUCCGACCAACGUGACACUGCAGCGAUUCCUGGAAUUGCAUAUCGAGAUCACGGGGGAACUGCCGGACCCGACCAGCGGUCAGACCAUGGAACGCUGUGGCGUUUGCUCCGAGAAGAGUUACUGUCAGCUGUGCGUGCACUGCGAGAAGAAAUGUUGCCCCGAGUGCAAGGAUGCGCACAUGGAUAUAUUGAGACGCGAAAUCGCGCGCAUCAAUUCUCAGGUACGCAGGGGAUUGCACAGACUCCAGGACGCGCUGGCCCUGGUGGAGAAGAACACGUUGGGCCUGCAGACAAAUUGCGCCUCGGUCGCCGAAGAAGUGGACGAGAUUUAUCGGAGGCUGAGCAAGGCUUUGAAAGACCGUACGGAACAUCUGCGUAACGAGGUCGAUCGAUACCUCGGCACCGAGCUCAGAGGCCUGAUUCAGCUCAAAGAGAAUCUCGAAUUGGAAAUCGCGAAUAUCCAGAGCAACUGCGAUCUGGCGGAGGCGCACAUAAAUGAAAACGUGCCGUGGGACGACGCCGAGCUCUUGGACACAAAGGAACUCUUCUUACGUACGGUGGAAUUUAUCAGGAACUUCGAAUACGAGGCGGGGGAUUACAACCGACGAGUCCGCUUCGUGAUGGCGCACGAUCCGAAUCAGCUUGUCCUUCACGUGGCGGGUUACGGUGAAUUGAACAUUAAACCGGAAAGCGGAAGCGGCGGAUUGCUGGGGAGCUCGAGCAGUUUAGCCCCACCAGUGGGCUCGCCCGGUCUUAUGAGGAGCAAGAGCGAUCACCGUCUCGCCUCGCAGUACAGGCAGCAAGAGGAGGAACGGCUGGCCAGGAAUCGAUACGUUCCUGAAUACGAGUACGACGCGCCGGAGUACGAGGUGCCCAGGAACAAGUCCAGGUACAGGAGUCGAUUUAUGCGGCAUCGGGACGGCGACGAUUCCGACGGUGACUCGAGGUCGACGGUGAGAUUCACAUCGGCGCCGCAGGAGUCGUCCGGCAUGCGGGAGCGCGUUCUGGAUACGGAGGACGCCGCACGUGGUCCCCUGUCCGGAAUAUUUCGCCUGACAGACUCGCCGCGGGUCAUGAAGAAGCUGCAGGAGUGCGAGCGUGCCGGCAAGAGGAAGAAGGAGGAGCCGGCGAGUCAGCCUGCGCCGCAACCACAACCGCCUAAGCCACAGGUACAAGUGCGAAAGGUACCGACCGCGGUGGCGAGACAGACCAGCGAGGACGACGAGAUCUCGAGGAUCAAGAAGCAGAACAAGAACGCCGCGGCGACCGCCACCGCCGUCCACCCCGAAACGGUGGAGGAGAGGCAGCCGACGCCCGUUUCCGGUCACCCGCCGCCGUCGAGAGAACUUCCGGAACGGGAACCGGAGGAGCAGCCGGUCAGGAGACCGGCCGUCGCCAGGAGAACUUCGGCGGAAACUCACGCUCCCCCCGCGGCCAGGAGUGCCUCGUCGGACUCGAGCACCGGCUCCGAGAGCUCGGCGGGAUCCGGGAUACGCAGUACGGGCGCGCCGUUCACGACCGAGGAGAUGAAGCAGAAGUACCUGUCGAGAGCACCCCCGACCAGCACGACGACCACCGUCUCCACCGCAACCGGCAGAGAGUCAUCGAACGCCGCCCCACCGGCCCCCAGAGCACCGUUUCAGAGCCGUUUUUUAGGCGCAGGUAACCGUGCGGCUCCACCACCGCCGGUUCAGACGCCGCGGGAGGAACCAGCGGCGAAAAAGAAGGAAGAGGAGGACGAAGACGAGGAGACAAGCAGCUCUUCCGAGGAAACGGAGUCGGACACUGAAGAAGAGUCGGAAACGGAGGGUCAUCCGUCCAAGACUACCCCAACCGCGGCUUCCGUGGCUUCUCAAGAUCGCCAGAGAAGCGAAUCCGCCAUGGCACGCACCGACAUCGGGCCUUUGCUCGCUCGCAGCGCCGAGGCUAGAAGAGGAAGCAAGGAAGAUUCGCCUUCCACCAGGUAUUCGUCGCCGAGGGGCAGCCCCGCGCAAUCCGUGACGACGACGAUGACGACGCCGAGCGGCGGCGGUGGCGGCGGCGGCGGCGGCGCCGCGAUGACGACGACGACGUCGACGCCGGGCGGCUACACCAGCAGGUUCUUGAACAAGAGCAGAAGUCAGGCGGCGAUGAUGGCAUCCCGCGAACGGGAACGUGAGCGCGAGCGGGAACGCGAGCGGGAACGCGAGCGGGAACGCGAGAGGGAACGCGAGAGGGAACGCGAGAGAGACGUGGACGCGGAGGCCGACUCGCCCUUGUCGACGAGAUCCCGCUACGCGGCCCUGAAGGAGCGCCGACAACGGCUGGCACGUUCCAGGAGCUCGCACAACUUCGGCGGCGACGACCUCGACCUGGACGAGGAACCACCAUCGCCAACGACCCAGUCGCCGAACGCCUACCUGGCGGCCAAGUACGGCGCCGGCUCUGAGCUGGCGCGGAGCCGCAGCACCCACGCCCUGAAGUCGAGGGAGCCGAGUCCGGAGCGCGAUCGUCCGGGCGCGGAAAAGGACGGCGCGGCCUUGAGCUCCUGGGCCAGGUACCUCAAGAACAAGUACGGCAACCGCACCACCAAGGACAAGGAACCGCCCUCCUCGUCCUCCACGAUACCUUCGUCCAGCAGUACCAGUGCGGCUUCGCGAAGGCUGUCGUUGGGCCUGCCUCUGAGGCACACCGGGCAAGCAUCCUUCGAAUCUUCUGACGACGACCAAAAAAACCCGUCAGGCUCCCCCACGUCCCCUACAGCAGCUCCCGUUAUACCCGCGGCAGCAGGUUCCUCCACUAGCAAUGGUCGGAGGAGUCAUUACUUGCUGAAGCGGCGGCAGCUGUUUAAGUUCGGGAUGCGGGGGAGCGAUGCCGGAUGCUUUACCUGGCCGAGAGGCCUCGCAGUCGGCCCGGACAACUCCAUCGUCGUGGCCGACAGCUCCAAUCAUCGUGUUCAAGUAUUCGACGGUAAUGGGAACUUCAUGAAGGAGUUCGGAACGUACGGCAGCGGCGAGGGCGAGUUCGAUUGCCUCGCCGGGGUGGCCGUAAACCGGAUCGGCCAGUACAUCAUCGCGGACCGCUACAACCACAGGAUCCAGGUGCUCGAUCCGUCCGGCCGCUUUCUGCGCGCCUUCGGCUCUCAGGGCACCGCCGACGGCCGAUUCAAUUAUCCCUGGGGCAUCACCACCGACGCUCUCGGAUUCAUCUACGUGUGCGACAAGGAGAAUCAUCGCGUGCAGGUAUUUCAAUCGGACGGCACAUUCGUGGGCAAGUUUGGCUCAUGCGGUAGCGGACGCGGCCAGUUAGAACACCCGCAUUACAUCGCGGUGAGCAACACCAAUCGAGUGAUCGUCAGCGACGGCAAUAAUCACCGCGUGCAAAUAUUCGACGUGAACGGCCGUGUGUUGACGUCCUUCGGCUCGGAGGGCUCGGACGAGGGCCAGUUCAAGUUCCCGCGGGGCGUCGCCGUGGACGAUCAGGGCUACAUCGUCGUCGCUGAUUCCGGCAACAACCGGAUACAGAUCUUCAGCCCCGACGGCGCUUUCCUCAAGUCCUUCGGCUGCUGGGGCAGCGGCGACGGCGAGUUCAAAGGUCUCGAGGGAGUCGCCGUCACCUCCACCGGCAACAUCGUCGUCUGCGACCGUGAGAAUCACCGGGUCCAAGUAUUCUGAGUUCGUCGAUUAUGUUUCAUGUAACGAAGGGGCUCUGCUCCCUUCUUUAACCAAACAGUUAACUACGCGUUGGUCGAUAUUCGCGUUUAUUAAUACUGCGUUUAUUAAUGACGAGCGAAUAUUGGGAGAAUACCUCUGGACCGCGUCGCACAUUUCAAUGGAAGAGUGUAUCGACUUCUACGAGUCCGAAUAAAUAUCUGCAAAGUCGAGUUUCAAUAAUCUCCAUUAGUUUUCUUGCAUCACAUUUUUUUUAUCUGAAAUUUGUAACGGAUACUUAGCAAAGCUCGAAAUUGAAAAAAAGGGUGGAAAAAAUUAAACAGAGAAAAUAAUUCUGUACAUUUUGGGAGGUAAAUUAUUGUAAUUUUAUAUUAAAAUUGAUAUAUAAUAUCUUGAAAAAUUUACGAACUUUAAUAUCGGAUCAGAUUAUUUAAUUUAGCGAUUGUUAAUUAAAUAGAGACAUUCUGCAAACAUAUUAUUACGUAUUAAUUUUCGUCAUAAAGCUGGGGUGAGAUAUCGUUA
This is a messenger RNA of Vollenhovia emeryi, 4568 nucleotides long. RefSeq names its product RING finger protein nhl-1 (gene tn). The record is from RefSeq and is a predicted model, not a curated record. Bases 204 to 4049 code for a protein of 1281 amino acids. Gene Ontology annotation, biological process: protein polyubiquitination; proteasome-mediated ubiquitin-dependent protein catabolic process; negative regulation of translation. The transcript is spliced from 16 exons. NCBI's taxonomy places the organism in Eukaryota, Metazoa, Arthropoda, Insecta, Hymenoptera, Formicidae. Gene Ontology annotation, molecular function: ubiquitin protein ligase activity; metal ion binding; protein binding.